AUGUUGGCGAGAACGCUGAGGAGGGAGGCUAUUAUGGCGGGAUUGGGCAAGAUGGAAACUUACGUGGAUAGGAGGCAAUACUGUGAAAGUGAUAUAUUCGGCGAAGAUAGCGUGGGAGAGCGGACUGAAGGGCAGCGAAAGGAUGAUGGGUGGGUAGGGAGGGACUUCCGAAGCAGUUUGGAAACAACGAGAAUUGACGAUGAAGAGAGGAAUGGGAAUAGCGAGAGCGUUAGUCCUCUCUCGGACUUAUCAUCGGAGGGCUGGAAGCAUACACGGCGGGAUGGUGGGCGGGCAGAUUUGCAGGAGGAAGGCGGGAGGGUGGGUGGGACGAAACGCUCCCCUCCACUCAUUCCUCCAGAAGAGCUGGCUGAAAUCAGAAAGAGAAGAAUCAUGCAGCAACUGGAGGACUUCGACUCUGACUGCAGUAGUUCCCCGCAGCACCGAAAUUCCGCCUCAACUAAGCAAGUGACGAAGCUCCAGAUGGAGCUCUUGAAGGAGGAGCGGGCCAUUUUUACGAAAGUGUCAAUUGCCAUGGAUAAACUACUCACCGUGCUGGACCGGCAAUUAGAGCUGAGUAAUGCGCUCUUCGAGCGCAUUCGGGGUAGCGACAAUGCAGUCGCAUUUUAG
Cylicocyclus nassatus is the source of this 627-nucleotide messenger RNA. NCBI's taxonomy places the organism in Eukaryota, Metazoa, Nematoda, Chromadorea, Rhabditida, Strongylidae. The record is from the annotation of a GenBank genome assembly.